Molecule: messenger RNA, 1214 nt
Organism: Pyrus x bretschneideri (Chinese white pear)
Lineage: Eukaryota; Viridiplantae; Streptophyta; Magnoliopsida; Rosales; Rosaceae
Product: protein FLX-like 3
Exons: 4
Coding region: 167-988 (273 amino acids)
Source: RefSeq, a predicted model, not a curated record
CCAGAAGCGGCAACAAGGGCAAUUUCGUCAUUGAGAAAUCCGAUUGCCUUGUUGGGUGUAGGGUUGAUUGGUUGGGUACUCUGCUGAGCUGCUGAGGCAAACCAGUGUUCCCGUCCAAGAUCACCGACUCGCGCUCGGUCUAAAGGCUCAAGCUUUAAAUAGUGUGAUGAUGGCAUCCAUACUGCAGGACCUUGUGAUGUCAGGGCGAAACCAUAUGUCUCGCCAUUCUGAUGGUUAUCGAGUUUAUCGUGAUGUUCCGCGACCUGUUAUGAACCGAGGACCAGGACCCUUGUCUAUUCGCCCUGCAGCUCUGGAAGAAGAACUUGCUGUGCAGCGUAGAGAAAUGCAGCGAAUUAUUGCUGAGAACCAGUUUGUAAUUGAUGAUAAUACCCUUCUUCAAAGGCAAUUGACAGAUGCAAGAGAUGAAAUUCAUAGAUUGGGGCAGCUCAUACCUAAAAUCCGGGCUGAGAAAGAAGCGCAGUCUAGGGAGUUGAUUGAGAGAGAAUUGAAGCUAGAAGCUGAUCUCCGUGCUACAGAGCCUUUAAAGGCGGAAGUUAUGCAGUUAAGAGCUGAAGUUCAUAAACUGAAUAAUUUACGGCAGGAACUGUCUUCCCAAGUCCAAGGUUUGACACAGGACGUUACUCGGUUGCAAGUGGAGAAUCAGCAACUAAUUGCCAUGAGGGCUGAUAUUGAUGUGAUGCGAAACGAGCUUGUUGAGACCAGGAGAGCUUAUGAAUUUGAGAGGAAAGCCAAUGAAGAACAAGUUGAGCAAAAGCAAGCAAUGGAAAAGAAUCUCGUCUCCAUGGCUCGUGAUAUGGAGAAGCUAAGAGCAGAGCAGCUGAAUGCAGACAGGAGGGCACGAGGACUAGGUGGUAAGAGUUACGGAAUGAUGAAUGGAAGUCCCGAUAUGAGAUAUUCAGGUGGUCCAUAUCGCAAUGGCUAUAGCACCGGUUGGGGACCCUACGAUAGGCGUGGAUCACGACAUUAAGUUGUCCUGAAGAUAUGGAAUUGCUCUGGAAUUGGGUACCCAUGUCUGCGGUCCAGUGCUGCUUAUAGAGUAAAGUGGACUCCGGAGGAUGAGGCCACAGAAACGAAACAACCUUAGUCCUUGUAAAAUUUCUGAACAUUUUAUCCUUUGUAUGAUUUGCGCCUGUAGUGAUGGUGCCUUGAGCAGCGUGUUGCAUGUUGUAUGCGCAAGUUUUAUUUUUCUUGUA